Ceratitis capitata (Mediterranean fruit fly) is the source of this 3253-nucleotide messenger RNA. RefSeq names its product UNC93-like protein MFSD11. The coding region runs from base 1209 to 2570 and encodes 453 amino acids. Lineage: Eukaryota; Metazoa; Arthropoda; Insecta; Diptera; Tephritidae. The transcript has 5 exons. The record is from RefSeq and is a predicted model, not a curated record.
UACCACACGAUAUCAAAGCGCAAACGCUUAUUAUCGCUCUUAUUUGUACCAAAGUAUUUGUGUCCGCUGUAUACUCUGGCGCUCUCAUGGCAGACAGCCUCUGAGGUUGGAGCUUGCUUGCUAUAUAUCAGAAUUGAAGCUUCUGACUCCAGUUCUCAUUUUGAUUUCAAUCGCUGACAACGUCGCUUGAAUCGUGUUUAUAUUACGUUGUUCUUUGUCAGUAACAUCGGUGCAGCAGUUGAUUUCUUUUUGUUCAGACGCCCUUCUGUCAAAAUUCAUACGCUUAAAACCUACUUGAUUUUAAAAUUGGAUGCUCGCUCAAAUGUGUUUCUAUUACGAAUAGAUAUUGCGUGUACUCAAUCAAAAUAGGCAAGGGUGUUAACUUUUAAAGGUUCAAAUGCAAAAUCACAGUGUGUAAAACAUUCUCACUUAUCAGAAAAAUAACAAACAAUUGAAAGGAAAUACAAUAUAAUCAGACGUCAAGUGUCUACAUUGGCUAUCAUGGACUACGGAAAGUCACCGCCCACACAGUUCACUGACAGUAGUAUACCCACAUAGCUAAAGCUAUUAAAUUUUAUUGUGCAGUUGAAAAUAUAGUACUUUGCUUAGAUUUCUCUGUUCUGCGUAAAUUGUGAAAUAUAUGUAUGUACAUACAUAUGUAUGUAAUAAAUGCUUGUAUUUUAAACGUGACUUUGGUUAAAUGUAUAUAAAUUUGCAGUGAGAAAACUAACCCGAAUGAGUUAUCUUCAAAGUGAGUUUGUAAUGCAUAUAACUUUUUUGUCAAAUGCAUUAAACUUAAAAAUCGGUUGUGACAACAUUGCCUUCACAUUGAAAAGGAUUUGCGGCUUGUAAACCAUAUACAUACGUAUCGAGGACAUAUGCAUAUAUUCAUGCAUAUGAGCAAGUGCGGAAGUGUAGGCAGUUCGUAGUGGGCGUACAUGUGUCCGUGCAUCGGUUAAGCGUCUCGAGUGUUUGCUCGUCGGUCAUAGAAUAGAUUUCAAACGACCCACCAUCAACCAACCACCAACACACUAAACAACACUCCGACCAAAAACUUUACAUACAGAUACAUAUACAAGCUAGUGCAAUAAAGACGAUUAAGUGCUGAAUUUAACGUCCCGCAGCAUAAUAAUUUUUGCAUUUAAAUUAUUGAAUAUUAUACUUAAAUUUUUGCAAUACGCACAACACAACAACAAGCAAGCUGAAACAUGGAUUUGAAGUUCGUCAAUGUCCUUAUAUUGGGCUUCGGCUUUAUGUUCGUUUUUACGGCCUUCCAAACUAUGGGUAACAUUGAGAAAACGAUUCUGGAUAGCAUUGCAAAAGAGGAUAGCAGUUUCACCGCUGAUGGCUACACAAGUUUGGCUAUUAUUUACACAGCAUUUUCGCUAUGCAAUUGGCUGGCGCCGUCCUUUAUUUCAUUUACCGGGCCAAGAGUGGCCAUGUUGGUGGGCUCACUCACUUAUACCUUAUUCAUGGUUACCUUUCUAUUUCCCUCCAAUUGGUUGCUCUACCUUAUGAGCGGCGUUUUGGGCGCCGGUGCAGCCAUUACAUGGACCGGUCAGGGUAACUUUUUGGCACGCUGUAGUGAUCUGUCAUCCAUAUCGCGCAACUCGGGCAUCUUCUGGGCCUUGUUGCAAUGCAGCAUGUUCUUCGGCAAUAUUUUCGUUUACUAUCAAUUCCAAGCUAAAGAGCAUAUAGAUGCUGAUACGCGCAAUGUUGUUAUUGGUGUGUUAACGGCUGUUGCCAUAUUGGGUAUAGUGUUCCUAGCGGCGUUGCGGCCAAUGCCGGACAAUUCGGUGGGCACAUCGGAGGCACAACGGCAGGAGCAACAAAAUCGCACCGGCUGGGGUAGUGCUGUGUAUGCGUUUAAAUCAGCGGGCAAGCUCUUCAUUACAAGGGAUAUGCUGUUGCUGAGCGUGGCGUUUCUUUAUACGGGCAUGGAAUUGUCCUUCUUCAGUGGCGUUUAUGGCCCAUCCAUUGGCUUUACAAAGAAGAUACACACCACACCCAAGGAAAUUGUCGGUUUGGCGGGCAUUUGCAUUGGCGCUGGUGAAGUGUUUGGUGGCGGACUAUUCGGUAUACUCGCUAAGAAGACUACACGCUUUGGACGGGAUCCCAUUGUAAUUGCCGGCUAUGUCAUCCAUAUGGUUGCCUUUUUCUUGAUAUUCCUUAAUUUGCCCGAUAAUGCACCGUUCAAGGACACCGAGGAUAUUUCAUAUUUGGACCCACCACGUCCCUGGGUUGCUCUACUCUGUGCGUUUAUGUUGGGAUUAGGUGACGCGUGCAUGAAUACACAAAUCUAUUCGAUGUUGGGCGGCGUUUAUGUCAAGAACUCUGUGGGCGCUUUUGCGCUAUUUAAAUUUACGCAGUCCACUGCUGCGGCCAUAAGCUUCUUCUAUUCAUCACAUCUCGGUUUGCGUGCUCAGCUGGGAAUUUUGGUAGUAUUCGGCACACUAGGCACUGCCUGUUUCUGUAUUGUUGAAUGGGCGGUGAAACGGCGACAACGCGAAUCGCCGGAAGACUCUCGAACUGUUUCGCAGGACUCUCGCUCAGUAUCGUAUGACAAAUAAAAUAUUUAAUUUUAUUAUUUUGAUAGAAGACAAGCUCCUAAACUCCUGAAUUAUAUGUGGCAUAUGCGACCUGAUCUGACAACAACAAUUUUGAAGCUGAAAUAAAAAGUUUAAAGGUAUACAUACAUCAUAUUAUAUAAAAAUUAUUGUAAUCAGAGUUCAAUAUUUUGUAUUCUACAAUAAGGAGUUUAUAAAGGUAACAUCACAUAACGGUAUAAAUUAAUGUUGCGACACACAAAUGUACGAGUAUAUUGAAUGUAUAUAAAGAAUAUAUUUAUAAUUAUUAUGUAUAUGUAUGUGUGUGUUUUUAAUUUAGGUAGUAUUUGGUCUUCCGGGACAAUAAUUAAUGUCAAACUAAAAUACAAAUUAAAAGUUAAAAAAAAGCAAAUACAAAAUGAUAUUGUUACAUCGUAAUUCACUAGCGUAAACAUUUAUUUAACGCAAUUUUUUAUGCGUUAAAUAAUAAUAUUGCAAUAUUUUCUUAUUUGUUAUAACGCCAAACUGUAUAUUGUUUGUUUAAGACAUGAGUUUUUAUAUUAUAUAUAUGUAUAUGGAUACAAUAUUUUAUAAAAAAAGAAACGUUGACUAUAUGUAUUACGAAAAAUCCUGUUUGAAUUUAGAUAUAUGUAAAUGUAAGUAAUGUUUGUAAUUGUUGUAUAUACAUGCAUAUUAUUAUAUAAAUA